CACUUGACAGAUUGCCAAUCAUGCCUUCUAACAAGUCAUUCAGAACCAAGGUCAAGCUUGGUAAGGCUCAGAAGCAAAACCGUCCUUUGCCCCACUGGUUCCGCUUGAAGUCUGAUACUAAGAUUCGCUGGAACGCCAAGAGACGCAACUGGCGUCACACCAAGUUGAACAUCUAAGUUGGAUGUGGCAUAAUGGACCUUUGGGUCAUGUAAUGCAAAAUUGCAUGUAGU
Molecule: messenger RNA, 230 nt
Organism: Radiomyces spectabilis
Lineage: Eukaryota; Fungi; Mucoromycota; Mucoromycetes; Mucorales; Radiomycetaceae
Product: 60S ribosomal protein L39
Exons: 3
Coding region: 21-176 (51 amino acids)
Biological process (GO): translation
Cellular component (GO): cytosolic large ribosomal subunit; ribosome
Molecular function (GO): structural constituent of ribosome
Source: RefSeq, a predicted model, not a curated record